Molecule: messenger RNA, 1711 nt
Organism: Drosophila busckii
Lineage: Eukaryota; Metazoa; Arthropoda; Insecta; Diptera; Drosophilidae
Exons: 2
Coding region: 579-1625 (348 amino acids)
Source: RefSeq, a predicted model, not a curated record
UUAAAAUCAAACAUUUUUACAUAUAAAAUCACGACCCUUUUGAUUUAAUUAGACUCAGGUGGCAUAAAUUAAUGCCCUCCUCAAAACAUUUGGUGACCCCGACGUGAUCUUUGUGUUAGUAAAAGUGUUUUAAUAAAACAAUUAUAGUGGCAUAGUUCUUUUUGCAAUUCGGCAAAAAGACAUACAUACAAGCAUACAUAUAUAUUUGCACUUGUUACCUUUUGCAUAUAGGUGCAAAGGUCGACGCACGCCUACAAACUUUCGCGCGUUUUUGUUUGUAUAUAAGCACAUAUAUACAUUAAUUUUUGCAUUUGCUUCCCUAUCACAAUUCGGUGAAGGGUUCGACGUGCAUUUGCAAACUUUGCCGCGUUUUGUUUCUUUGGGCAUCUCAGUGCAUUUGUUGUUGGUGUUUUACAGUGCUAGCUAAUACAUAGUGCAUAGAAAAUAUAUAAGCAAUUUAAGCGGUCAUUGCUUACAGUUUCUUUGCAUUUUCGUUUCGGUUUUGAGUACAGUUCGCACAAGCGGUAUUCGGUGGUUGUGAGUGACUUUUGAAUACUCUUUUUGAAAAAAAUAAAAUCAUGAUGGCGGAAAAUGAUACUCCCACUCUACGUGCCGUGUCGGUUUCAAGCGAUUUUGACUUUUAUAAAUCCAAAGUAGAGUCAAUAACCCGUCAAUUAGUGGCUUUGAACGGUUUUCUAAAUUCCGAUGGUGUGGCCAAUUUUGAUGAAGCAGACUUCCAAGCGCGUGCGAAAUUAGUGGAAAAGAUGCAAACCAAUUUCGACACUGCUCAGACAAUGGUGGAGAAGUUAAAUUUGCUCGAAUUGGCCACCGAUACGCGAUCCAACUUCGAUCAAUUGUGUUGCGAAGUGGAUUCAAAAAUUUCUCGGGAACUCGCCAAGUUGCGCAGAGUGUCGGUGAUAAACUCCACGCCAAUAUCAACCUUCAAUAGUGAACGAAGUUCAUCCAGAAGUUUUGCGCAUACUUCCAGACUGCCUGAGCUCAAGUUGCCAAAAUUUAGUGGCGCCUAUGUUGACUGGCCUGGAUUUUACGGCACGUUCAAGACCGUAGUUGGCAACAUGGAUGGCGUAUGUAAGCUGGAGAAGUUCCAGCAUCUUCGUUCCUGCUUAGACGGCGCAGCGCUGGACACCAUUCGUGCUUUGGAGCUUACUGAGGACAACUAUGACAAAGCCAUCGACUUGCUAAUUUCGAGAUUUGAUAACAAACUCUUGCAUUUUCAGGCACAUAUUCGGUCUCUGUUUGGGCUUUCAGGUGUGGAGAGAGGUUCUGCAGUCAGUUUGCGGCAGCUCAGCGAUCAAAUGAAUUCGCAUUUGCGCUCUCUUAAUUCGAUGGCAACCACGCAGGAGAUUUUGGAUGGCUUGUUAAUUCACUUGGUCACCUCGAAACUGGAUCAAAAUACGCAGGAGAAAUGGGAGGAAGGAUUGCAAUCGAGCAAGCUGCUGAAGUGGACGGAUAUGGCAGCCUUCAUGGAAAAAAGAUGCCGUAUGCUGGAAAAUUUGGAAUAUGCCACGGUAACCCAAGCACCGGGCAAGCAGGAUUGCUCAAAUUCAGGAUCGCACCAAGGAUAUGAAAUGGCACCAUGUACCAACCGAUGUCAAUCCGGCUGACAUAUUGUCAAGAGGAUGCACACCACUCGAGCUACUGGAAUCAAAAUUAUGGCGUGAAGGGCCGCCAUUCUUGAAAUUGGACCCCU